UGAUCAGAAGCCUGGGGAAUUUGCAGCGGAGCUGCUAUUCCUGGGAUGUUGUCCAGGUCUGGAGUCUGUGCCUUACACCCACUCUGACCCUGCCUCAGCCUAGAGUAAUAGAGUGCAGGGAUCACAAAGUCAAAUGCCUGCAGGAGCCAGGUGUAUAAGCUGGAGGAGUGAAGCAGGCUGAGUGGGACAAUGGUCACUGGGCCAGCCCAUGCCUGGUUUAGAUGGGACAGCCGUUCUCAAGUUCUAGAUGAUGGUUGCUGUGAGGUUGUGAUGGUUCAGCAUUGCCACAUCUUAUGAUUUUACAAGAAAAACUAGAAAUCUAGAUUUUAGUGUGAGGAAUCCUAAUUUGCAAAUGUUAGCAACUAAUCAGACACAUACAGACAGUGUAGGCCAAGCAAAUCAUGUCUCCAGCUGAAAUUCAGCCCAUGGGUCAUUAGUUUGUGACCUUGGGCAUAAUGCUACCAACAUCCAAUGGGAAGAGAGUGUCAAGGUUGAGAAGGGAUGAGGAAACUGAAGGUGUUAUGAUCACUUUGGCCUCCAUGGGGUUGCAUCCAAUGGUCUUCCCCAUUGAGUGGGGAUGAGGAAUCUGAAGGUAGUAACUGAUUCCUAGCUCCAGGAUGAUGCCAGUGGACAAAAUGAGAGUGAAACUCACCUUCUUAACUAUAAGCAAUGGAGAGUCCCUGAUGUGUAACACAGAGCCCCCAAAGGAAGGGGGAGACGUCCUCUCAAGUUUGAGAGGGGAUGGAGAAGACCAUUAGAUGCAACCCUAUGGAGGCCAAAGUGAUCAUAAGCCAUUUCAUAGUGGCUUAGGAGAGAUGGCAAGGAAGAAGAGGUUACUCUUGACAAGUUUGGCAGUGAAGGGAAGCUGGAGGGGAUAUUGGGGAGAAACAUGUCAUUCCCCUAUCCCUAAUCCUCAUUCAUUGGCAGACCUGUAUAUCUCUGUACAUAGUAAGGAGGGAAAUAUUUGGAAAUACUGUAUUGAAGAAGAGAGGAUAGAAUCAAGAACACAGCUGGUGGAGUGUGUAUUCUCUUGAGUAGAACUAUGAAGAAUGAUGAGGGUAGAUCCAGAGAUGUUUUGAGAUACCUUGAAGUUUUGGAGAUAUCACAUUGGCUUCAUAUUCAUAAAAUAGAAGGGUAUCUGUGCAGAUCAAGUGAAAGUUUUCAGCUAUCAUCGCUACCAAAGAGUAGAAAUGAAUGAAAAUGCACUGGUGGAGCUAAAGAAGCUAUUCGAUGCCAAAUCUGAGCACCUCCACCAGACCCUGGCCCUUCAUUCUUAUACUUCUGUGCUCUCAAGAUUGCAAGUGGAGUCUUACAUCUAUGCAUUGCUCAGUAGUUCAGCUGUUCUGAGAUCUUCAGCAAUUCACCAGCAAGGCCGAGCGUCUAAGCAGACAGAAAGCAUUCCCUCUGAUCUGUGUCAACUAAAGGAAUGCAUUAGUGUCUUAUUCAUGUUCACCAGGAGAGUUAAUGAAGAUACUCAGUUUCAUGAUGAUAUUCUUCUCUGGCUGCAGAAAUUGGUAUCCGUGCUACAAAGAGUUGGCUGUCCUGGAGAUCACCUCUUCCUUCUAAACCAUAUUCUUCGAUGCCCCGCUGGUGUUAGUAAAUGGGCUGUUCCUUUUAUCCAGAUCAAAGUGUUGCAUAACCCAUCAGGGGUCUUUCAUUUUAUGCAAUCCCUUGCCCUGCUGAUGUCUCCUGUCAAAAAUCGAGCUGAGUUUAUGUGCCACAUGAAGCCCAGCGAGCGGAAGCCAUCCUCCUCAGGGCCUGGGUCUGGGACUUGGACGCUAGUAGACGAAGGAGGAGAAGAGGAUGAAGACCCUGAGACCAGUUGGAUUCUCCUUAAUGAAGAUGAUUUGGUUACCAUUUUAGCACAGUUCCCCUUUCAUGAACUCUUUCAGCAUCUUCUUGGGUUUAAAGCAAAAGGUGAUUAUUUACCUGAAACAACAAGACCUCAAGAGAUGAUGAAAAUUUUUGCCUUUGCCAACUCACUAGUGGAACUUCUGGCUGUGGGGUUAGAAACCUUUAAUAGAGCACGCUAUAGGCAGUUUGUGAAGCGAAUUGGUUAUAUGAUCAGGAUGACUCUUGGUUAUGUAAGUGACCAUUGGGCACAGUAUGUGAGCCAUAACCAAGGCUCAGGAUUGGCCCAACAGCCCUACUCUAUGGAGAAACUACAGGUUGAAUUUGAUGAACUGUUUUUGAGGGCUGUCCUACAUGUGCUGAAGGCCAAAAGACUUGGCAUUUGGCUGUUUAUGUCCGAGAUGCCCUUUGGGACUCUGUCUGUGCAAAUGCUGUGGAAGCUCUUCUACCUCAUGCACCAGGUGGAGAGCGAGAACCUGCAGCAGCUCUCCUCCUCCCUGCAGCCCGCCCAGUGCAAGCAGCAGCUCCAAGACCCAGAACAUUUUACCAACUUUGAGAAGUGUCUUUCUUCUAUGAAUAGCUCAGAAGAGAUUUGCCUUCUGACUACCUUUGCUCAGAUGGCUCAGGCCAGAAGAACCAAUGUGGACGAAGACUUCAUAAAAAUUAUUGUUCUGGAGAUAUAUGAGGUAUCUUAUGUCACCUUGUCUACCAGAGAGACUUUUUCAAAGGUUGGUCGAGAGCUUUUAGGGACUAUCACAGCUGUUCACCCUGAGAUAAUUUCCGUCCUUCUGGAUAGAGUUCAAGAGACCAUUGACCAGGUUGGAAUGGUUUCUCUAUACUUGUUUAAAGAACUGCCUUUGUAUCUUUGGCAACCUUCUGCAUCUGAGAUAGCGGUGAUUCGGGAUUGGUUAUUGAAUUACAACCUGACAGUGGUGAAGAAUAAACUGGCCUGUGUUAUUCUUGAAGGACUGAAUUGGGGAUUUGCUAAACAGGCUACCCUUCAUCUGGAUCAAGCAGUCCAUGCUGAAGUGGCUUUAAUGGUUCUUGAAGCUUAUCAGAAGUACCUUGCACAGAAGCCAUAUGCUGGGAUUCUCUCUGAAAGUAUGAAGCAGGUUUCAUAUUUGGCCAGUAUUGUUCGAUAUGGAGAGACACCCGAGACCUCAUUUAACCAAUGGGCCUGGAAUUUAAUCUUGAGGCUAAAACUGCACAAAAACGAUUAUGGAAUACAGCCGAAUUGUCCAGCUGUUCCCUUCUCCGUCACUGUGCCUGACAUGACAGAGUCACCCACGUUUCAUCCUCUCUUGAAGGCUGUGAAAGCGGGCAUGCCCAUUGGCUGUUAUCUAGCCUUAUCUAUGACAGCUGUGGGCCACAGCAUUGAGAAGUUCUGUGCAGAAGGCAUCCCACUAUUGGGAAUUCUGGUCCAGUCAAGACAUUUGAGAACAGUGGUUCAUGUCCUGGAUAAGAUUCUGCCUUUAUUUUACCCUUGCCAGUAUUACCUUCUGAAGAAUGAGCAGUUUUUAUCGCAUCUCCUCUUGUUCCUACACUUGGACAGCGGUGUCCCUCAGGGUGUCACACAACAGGUCACCCACAAGGUGGCACAGCACCUGACAGGAGCCAGCCAUGGGGACAACGUGAAGCUUCUCAACAGCAUGAUCCAGGCACACAUAUCUGUAAGCACUCAGCCCAAUGAAGUGGGCCCCGUUGCUGUGUUGGAGUUCUGGGUUCAGGCUCUCAUAAGCCAGCAUCUCUGGUACCGAGAACAACCUAUCCUCUUCCUCAUGGACCACUUGUGUAAAGCAGCUUUUCAGCUGAUGCAGGAAGACUGCAUACAGAAAUUACUCUACCAACAACAUAAGAAUGCCUUGGGUUACCACUGUGACCGGAGUCUGCUCUCAUCUUUGGUAAGCUGGAUUGUGGCAGGCAACAUCACUCCUUCCUUUGUGGAGGGCUUGGCCACGCCCACUCAGGUCUGGUUUGCCUGGACAGUGCUCAACAUGGAAUCCAUCUUUGAAGAGGACUCCCAGCUCCGGAGAGUUAUUGAAGGGGAAUUGGUGAUAAACUCUGCUUUCACCCCUGACCAAGCUCUGAAGAAAGCCCAGACCCAGCUGAAGCUCCCCAUCGUGCCAUCCCUCCAGAGGCUGCUGAUUUAUCGCUGGGCCCACCAGGCUCUGGUCACACCUUCUGAUCACCCCCUCCUGCCACUCAUUUGGCAGAAGUUCUUCCUUCUGUAUCUUCACCGUCCGGGACCACAGUAUGGGUAUGCUGCCCAGUAUUGUAGGUUUCUGUUACCCAUAGAUGGUUGUAUUGGAAGAAGGUUUUUUCAAAGUCCUGCUCAUAUCAAUUUGUUGAAAGAAAUGAAGAGACGUUUGACCGAGGUGGCUGACUUCCACCAUGCUGCAAGCAAGGCCCUCCGUGUUCCAGCAGAGGGCAGUGAAGGGCUGCCAGAGAGCCACUCUGGCACCCCUGGUUACCUGACUUCACCAGAACUGCACAAGGAGCUGGUGAGGCUCUUCAAUGUAUAUAUAUUAUGGCUAGAAGAUGAGAAUUUUCAAAAAGGAGAUACCUAUAUCCCUUCUCUACCAAAGCAUUAUGAUAUUCACAGGCUAGCAAAAGUGAUGCAGAAUCAGCAGGAUCUGUGGAUGGAGUAUUUGAACAUGGAGCGCAUCUAUCAUGAGUUUCAGGAGACUGUUGGUCUGUGGACACAGGCCAAGCUUGAGUCCCAUUCCACACCCUGCAGUUUGUCCGUGCAGCUGGACUUCACUGAUCCUUUGCUGGCUAAAGAAAGGGUUUUAAGUAACUUGCGGAAGCAUGAGGCUCCCCAGCCUCCCCUUGCUCUGCACCCGACGAAGCCUCCUGUGCCAGUUAUUUCCUCUGCUGUGCUAUUGAGUCAGAAGGACGCCACCCAGCUGGUGUGCACAGACCUGAAUCUGUUGCAACAGCAGGCCAGAACCGCAGCUCUUCGGGAAUCUCAGCAGGUUGCUCUGGAUGGUGAGCUGUUAGACACAAUGCCAAAGCAGUAUGUGAAUCGUGAAGAACAGACCACACUACAUUUGGAGUGCAGAGGCAGCAGCGGUAAGAAAUGCCAAGGAGCCGCAGUUGUCACGGUUCAGUUUGAAGGCAUGCAUAAGAAUGAAGCCAUAAGCCAACAGCUUCAUGUUUUACGGAAGGAAGUGAAGCAGUUGCAAGCAGAAGCUGCUAAACCACCAUCACUUAAUAUUGUGGAAGCUGCUGUACAUGCAGAAAACUUGAUCACGGCCUUAGUGAAUGCCUACAAGUUGCAGCCUACACCUGGGAUUCAGAAAGUUGGCAUUAGCCUUUUCUUUACUAUUGUGGAUUACGUCAGCGAUGAGACGCAGCGUCAUCCCCCAACAAGGCAGUUCUUUACUUCAUGUAUUGAGAUCUUGGGACAGGUAUUUAUCAGUGGCAUUAAAUCAGAGUGCAGAAAAGUACUUGAAACCAUUCUGAAGAACAGCAGGCUCUGCUCCCUGCUGUCUCCUUUCUUCACUCCCAAUGCUGCACCUGCAGAGUUCAUACAGCUGUAUGAGCAAGUGGUGAAGUUUCUAAGUGAGGACAACAGUGAUAUGAUUUUCAUGCUGCUAACCAAGUUCGAUCUUAAACAAUGGUUAAGCGCCACUAAACCUCCUCUGUCUGAUCGUACCAGGCUUCUGGAGUCCAUUCACUUGGCACUUACUGCCUGGGGCCUUGAACCAGAUGAGGAUAUUUUGAUGCCAUUUAAUCUUUUCUGUAAGCACUGGACUUAUCUUCUUCUCUACCAGUUUCCUGACCAGUACAGUGACAUUCUCAGGCUGCUUAUGCAAAGCUCCGCGGAGCAGCUUCUGAGCCCCGAGUGUUGGAAGGCCACUCUGAGAGCCCUGGGCUGCUGCGCCCCCAGCUGCCAGCAGGGGGCAGCGUCCACCGAGGGCGCCGUGCUUCCCAGCUCUUCUGAUGCUCUCUUGUCAGACAAGCAGGUAAUGGAGACUAUACAGUGGCUUUCAGACUUUUUUUAUAAGCUUCGGUUAUCCAAGAUGGACUUUAAAAGCUUUGGUUUAUUCUCAAAAUGGAGUCCUUAUAUGGCUGAUGUGAAGACAUUCUUGGGCUACCUUGUGAAAAGGCUGAUUGACUUAGAAAUGACCUGUUUGGCCCAAGACCCAACUGCCAGCAGGAAAACAGUGCUGAAAUCCCUACAUUCAGUAAUCAUUCAGCUCUUUAAGCCAUGGAUCCUGGUUUUAGAGGACAACGAAAGCAGCCAACAGCGGCAUUACCCCUGGCUAGAGAGUGAUACUGUGGUGGCCUCAAGCAUUGUGCAGCUGUUCACUGACUGUAUUGACUCACUGCAUGAGAGUUUUAAAGAUAAGCUGUUGCCAGGUGAUGCAGGAGCCCUUUGGUUGCACCUGAUGCAUUAUUGUGAAGCAUGUACAGCACCCAAAAUGCCAGAGUUCAUUCUGUACGCUUUCCAUAGCACGUACCGGAAACUGCCAUGGAAGGACCUGCACCCUGACCAGAUGCUCAUGGAGGCCUUCUUCAAAGUGGAACGAGGAAGCCCCAAGAGCUGUUUCUUAUUUUUGGGGUCUGUACUCUGUGAAGUCAACUGGGUUAGUGUGCUCUCUGAUGCCUGGAAUUCCAGUCCCCACCCAGAAACCCGCAGCAUGAUUGUCUGCCUCCUUUUCAUGAUGAUUUUAUUGGCAAAGGAAGUUCAACUGGUAGACCAAACAGAUUCACCUUUACUUAGUCUCCUUGGACAGACAAGCUCACUUUCAUGGCAUCUUGUGGAUAUUGUGUCGUACCAGAGUGUGCUAAGUUAUUUCAGCAGCCAUUACCCGCCGUCCAUCAUCCUGGCAAAAGAAUCUUAUGCUGAAUUAAUCAUGAAGCUCCUAAAAGUGUCUGCGGGCCUUUCUAUUCCUACUGACAGCCAGAAGCAUCUUGAUGCAGUUCCAAAAUGCCAAGCUUUUACUCAUCAGAUGGUUCAAUUCCUCAGCACCCUGGAACAAAAUGGAAAAAUCACCUUAGCAGUCCUAGAACAGGAAAUGUCUAAGCUCUUAGACGAUAUCAUUGUCUUUAACCCGCCCGACAUGGACAGCCAGACCCGCCACAUGGCCCUCAGCAGCCUCUUUAUGGAAGUCCUGAUGAUGAUGAACAACGCGACUAUUCCAACAGCAGAGUUCCUUCGGGGCAGUAUCCGGACCUGGAUUGGCCAAAAAAUGCAUGGGCUGGUGGUGCUGCCCCUUUUAACAGCAGCCUGCCAGAGCCUGGCGUCCGUCCGCCACAUGGCUGAGACUACAGAAGCCUGCAUCACUGCCUACUUCAAAGAAAGCCCUCUCAAUCAGAAUUCAGGAUGGGGACCCAUUCUGGUAUCCCUUCAGGUUCCCGAGCUCACCAUGGAAGAGUUCCUGCAGGAGUGCCUCACCUUGGGCAGUUACUUGACUCUUUACGUCUACUUGCUUCAGUGUUUAAACAGCGAACAGACUUUAAGGAAUGAAAUGAAAGUGCUGCUCAUCUUAAGCAAGUGGCUGGAACAGGUGUACCCAAGCUCCGUGGAGGAAGAGGCAAAGCUGUUUUUGUGGUGGCACCAAGUCCUUCAGCUCUCCCUCAUUCAGACAGAGCAGAAUGACUCCGUCCUGACAGAAUCUGUCAUUCGAAUUCUGCUCUUGGUUCAGAGCAGGCAGAACCUCGUGGCUGAGGAGAGACUCAGCUCUGGGAUCCUGGGGGCAAUUGGGUUUGGCCGGAAGUCGCCUUUGUCUAACAGGUUCCGAGUGGUUGCCCGAAGCAUGGCUGCCUUCCUUUCAGUUCAGGUUCCUAUGGAAGAUCAGAUCCGUUUGAGGCCUGGCUCUGAAUUACAUCUGACCCCCAAAGCUCAGCAGUCUCUUCCCCUUCUCUUCUCCUACUAUGAAGAAAGGAAUAAUCAAAAUUCUGGAGUCAAAGAAUGCUUUUCUUUCCUUCCUCUGAAGAGAGGCAUGGAAACAGUUUCUGCCAUGAUUUUGUGUCAUUUGUCAGAUGGAUUCGGGAGGAACCUAUGUACUUCAUGCUUGUUGGCUGAUUUAACAACCUUCUCACUUACUCUUGGCAGCACUUAGCAACUGGUUCCUCUAGAAUUCCUUUCCGUUAGACAGUUUCAUAUAACAUUAUCUCAUAACCUAGGAACAUACCCAACAGCAGAUUGAACAGAUUUCACCUUAGCAAGAUGAGGCUGGUGCCUGGGAUUUCCGGUUGCGCCCUAGAACGGAAGGAGUGGACAAUCUGGUGGGGAGGACCCCACAGGUGGGACUGGGGAGAACGAGGACAAGGCAGGCUUUAGAAAUCGGUGUGGCAGGUGAGGCGCCCAGCAACAAGAGCAGCCUGCCACAGCAGUGGCUCUUGGUAAGGCAAGGUUGGGAAAUGGCACAGAACAGAAACAGGGAAGGCUGGGUGUGGGAUGCUGCAAAGGCCACAGAGGCUUGGGCUGCUGGCCUCCUUCUGGUUGUGGUUAAGUUAAUCAAUGCCUGCCUUCCGGACUCCUGGCCUCAGUUCUGUAGGCCUCCUUCCCACAAGGCUCACAGUUGAAGUACACAGUGAUAAUGGGUGUGCUGUACCUCUGGCAGUCACAUUAUGUGCCUCUAUGGAGUUAACCCUCUCAUCUUCCGUGUCUUUUAGGCUCUGAAUGCUCUUGAAUCCAUGGCAUCAAGUAAGCAGUAUGUUGAAUACCAGGAUCAAAUAUUGCAAGCCACCCAAUUUAUAAGGCAUCCUGGCCAUUGCCUUCAAGAUGGGAAAAGCUUCUUGGCUCUUCUCGUUAACUGUCUGUAUCCAGAAGUGCAUUAUUUGGACCACAUACGAUAGUUAACACUGAGGCUCUUGAAAAACCCAUUGCUGUUUAUGUUUACAUUUAACUUUGCUGUUGCACAAGUAACUUUGCUCAAUUGCACUGUAGAGCUCAGUUUGGCCAAUGUGUAGUUGACUGAGAUGCAAGUUGGGAGGCGUUAGAUAUUAGAUAAUUUUGGGGUGUGUGUGUGUGUGUGUGUGUGUUUUCUUAGCUCUUAAGACCUUCUGGGGACUCUUUAAGUUUUUAUAUUUAUCCACAAGAGAAACUUACUAAGUUCCACUUGGGUGCAGAGCCACUCACAGUUGCCGAAUGUCCCAGUCAUCUCACAAGACCUCCAGAUGGAGUUCUUUGUAUGUUUCCACUUCUGUCUCUGUUUUAUGUAAAUGUUCCAGAUCUGACAACCUUGGAAGUCACUCAGUACCCUUACUUUUAAACCCCAUUUGUGUUCCUCCAAAGUAAAGAAGUCAAUUUUGAAAAAUUUCUGCAUUUCUCAAAUGUGGACAAAUACAAUAGUUUUAAAGUAUUGUUUUUCUCAGAAGGGAGAUAAAAAUGCCGAGUUAGUUAAAGUGGGUCAUGUGUAAAAUACGACCACUUGAUCGUGAUUAUAGUGGGCAGUAGAGAUGAUGACAAGUCAAUUUCCAUCCAGCCGUGUAUCCUCAUGGAGAAGCUGCCUGUCUGAAUCAGGAUGGCAAGCUGGCAGUCUGGGAGGAGCAUGUUUUGCACAGAUGUUUUGUUUGGUCCACUUGGUGAGGAGUGCAGACAGGGCUGCCUCUCUCUAGUCGGGAGAGUCUGUGCAUUCCCUCGGGCCCUGACCCUAGCCUCAUUCACAUCACUUGCCCCUGUCGACACCUAAGUUUGCACCCUUUGAUAGACACCAUGUUCGAUAUCUGAAAGGCUCAGUGUCAGGAGACAGAGACUGAGGGAGACUGAAGACCUGAUUCUCUGUUCCCUGCUUGUUUUUUAACUUCAAACUCAGAUGAAGCCAAUGGACCUGCUGAAACACUUGUCUGUGGAAACUGGGUCAGGUCGGGAGAUCUACUGAAAUUUGGCUUUUUUUCCAUAGCCACGUGCCUUCUGUUGUUGACAGUUCAUUCAUUACCAAAGCCUGUGUGUAACUUUGCCUUGUUCUGUGGCCAUCUUCUUGCUCAUGUUAUUUCUCCUGGGAAUGAGCAGUUUGACUUCUGUUCCCACGUUCCUCAUUCUAUCAGCUCUAGAUGGAUUUUGCCUGCAUAGCUGGCUUAAUAUGUCUUUGUGUAUGGGUAGUCUGUAGCCUGAGAAUAUUUACCUAAAAAUGUCUAAACAGCCACCAAGAAUGUUUAUAGGGGUAUAGGAAUAUAGUUAACAGAGUGCUAAUCUCUCCUCAAAUGUCCUUUUGGAAUGCUUCCCCCAAAAUUGGGAAGUUGGUAGGAGCUUUUCUUUACUUUGAAUUUCUUUACUUGGACAGAACGAUUCUGCCUUAAAGACACGCUUUGCAGCUCUGAUAAAGAACAUCCCUGUUUAGUCUCUUGAGUUUUACAGGCCACAAAAUGUCCGUCUCAGAGGGAUCUGUCUCAGCUUUUCUUAUUUUUGCUUCUCUCCGUUUUCAAAAUUAAUCAUCUUGUUCUCUGUAUAAGAAAAUUUGAGAAGCUGUGGACAAUUUAAUAGUCUGAUCUGGCAACAGCGAUUUUUGUUUGGAAAUAUUUUGUGUUUUCUUUGAGGAGGAUAUAAUUACUGAUAUCCUAGGAUGUGAAAUUUUUGAGUGACAGUAUGCACAUUUUAAAGAAAAUUAUGAUUAAUCUGUAUAAUGUUUUUUGGUCUGUAAAAAUUAUAAAAAAUAAAAUCAUUUAUCUUUGGUUGUAACUGUUUAAAAACCAAAUUAUAGGGAUAUCACACUAUCUUGUAAAGUGUUUCAGCUGUUAAAGUUGCUGUAGGUUUUUAUGCCUGAUGUCAUUUAAUUUAUUUGACAUUGAACUUCAUUAAUAAUCAGAGAUGGUCAGUGAAAGCGCUUCCUCUUUAACUCUUUCUUGCUUAACCUUGGAAGGUUGACUCAACUCCUAGGUGUCUAUGGGAAACUCUGGGCUAGGAACGUGCUAUAAAGACACUGAGCUAGUUCAGACAUGGCCAUGCUGCUGUAGCCUCCUGGGAAAGAAGGGCGGCAGAGAGACCAGCCCGCCUGUUGGCUUGCAGGGGUAAUGAGCCUUGGCUUGAAAAAAUUGUUGGCCUCCAGAGAGCACGGGGCUGUGGUUUCAGAAUCAGUGAUGGGUGCCGCACAUCAAGACGGGAAUCAAGCAAGACCAAGGCCCUGUGGACUGAGCAGCGUGGAGGGCGAACGGCUGCAGGCUCCAGACUUCACCACAGGGUGGCCAACAGUGGCAUCGGGACCAAAUAAAGAUGUCUAACAGCUUCCUGGGAGCAGGAGGAGGCAGGAUUCUGGUUGCCAUGAAAAACAUCUCUCUCCCUCUCCAUCACUCCCCAUGCUGCAGUGCACAGGUGGGUUGCAGAGGCAGGCUGCAUCCCGGAAUCAUGUUGUCCCACUGCCUAUUAAUAGAACAAGUGAAGGGCAGAAUGCUGGAACACACCAGACAUAGAGGGAGGGAGGUCCUGCCAGAUGUGUCUACACAACUGUCUACAUAGCAUGACAGUAGCAGUGGAUUCGGGACCCACCUGUACAUGUUUCCAAAGCUCCUUCCUGCACACUCGGGACCUCAGCUCCAAGGCGUGACUCAUUUCUCAGUCUCACCAUCCUUUGUUGGCUCAGACAUCGCAUGCCUCUGCCCCACUGGGGUUGUGUGCCUGCGUCUCUCACUUCUUUGAGGUUGGGGAAAGCCUAGUCCAGAAAAUGAAAACCCAUAGACCAGCCUAACUUCCUUUCAACCAAGUGACGGCCUCCUGGUUCCUCUCAGUUCAUCAUCAAAAUCAGUGUGUACAUGUCAUACAAGCCAAGAGUGUUCAUGUCCUCGUUCCUUUCAAAUGAAGGUGAUAUAUACUUUUUCACUGAGUUUUUAUUCCUGAAAUUCUUUCUUCUGGAGCAGGAAGCAAAUGUCCUGGAAUCGUAGACUUUUACAGUCAGAAGGGUCAUUCACGUUCAUCUAGUGCCCCUCUCACUCUGCAGGGAUCCUCCUGCCUCUCCUCUGCCCCUGUCCAGUGCCUGGUGGUCCAGCCUGUGAUGGGCAGGCCUAGGCUGCCAUCCGCAGGCUCUGUAGUUCUGCUUUCUAUUGAACCAAGAUGUUUCUACGUUGCCUAUUGGUCGUGGUUCUGUCCAGAGCAGUUCAGGCUGGGGCUGUUCACUUGCCCCUCCUUGAGGCAGACCUUUAGAUAUUUUCAGUUUUCAUCACAUGUCUAACACCACUUCCACCCCACCCCUCACCUCUUAGGCUAAAUCCAAGCUAAAUCCCCCAAUGUCUUUUUUUUUUUUUUUUUUUUGAGACGAGUCUCAUCUGUCACCCAGGCUGGAGUGCAAUGGCAUGGUCUCGGCUCACUGCAACCUCCGCCUCCUGGGUUCAAGCUAUUCUGCCUCAGCCUCCCAAGGAGCCAGGACUACAGGUGCAUGCCACCACGCCCGGCUAAUUUUUGUAUUUUUUAGUAGAGACAGGGUUUCACCCAGCCAUUGAGACAAGCUGGUUUCAAACUCCUGACCUUGUGGUCCGCCCGCCCCGGCCUCCCAGAGUGCUGGGAUUACAGGCGUGAGCCACCGCGCCCAUCUCCCCUGCAAUGUCUUUAGUUAGACCUUUUCCACCAUCAUGUCUAACUGGGCUACGGUUUGGGGAAAGUGUCCAAAUUAGUCCGUGUUAUCCUAAAAGGGGUGUGCCCCGGAUUAGCAGGGCCAGGGCUAGGGUGAGACAAAUGAGGCACCUGGGGCAUACAUUUAAGUUGGUGCUUGCUUGCAGGUGCCAAGAGAGUGCUUCCUUGGGUUUACCCCCGUGGUGCCUCCUUUACCUCAUUCUGGCCCCAGCCCUGGGGUUAGAGUCGCACCAGUGUGGUCCAAGUGGCAUAAUUAUCUCCCUAAAUGCUUGGGCAGCAUCAGCUUUCAGUAGCUGUGCCCCAUGGGAGGCACAUUAAGCUAGUGGCAAGUUGAGACUGCAGACCUCAGCUUAAUAUCAGUUGUUGCCCAAGACAGAUCUCACCCCACAUCUUCAUGACAGGCCUAACAACAAGGCACUUUGCCCUUAAUCCUCUACUACUGCCUGCUCUUCAUUUUGGGCCAACUGUACAGCUCAUUUUGAGAUAGUAGCUGAUCAUUUUUCUGAUCAGUUAACUUUGUCUUAUUAAGCAAAAUGGAGAAUAUAAUGUUGGGAAAUAAGUGUGUUGAUUAAAAGAAAGUAUCCCCUUCUACCAUCUUCCAUUUGUGUCUGGGUUGUGCUGGGUAAAGUUCUAGACUUACUAACGCAGACUUCAUUUUGGUCCGGUUUCCACAGCAUGCCUCGGGCAUCAGUGUCCAGGAGUAGCUGUAUUUGAGGUUUCCUUCACUCUGGUAGGUUCCUGAUUCCUGAUGAAAAUAACUUGAAAAAAAAAUAAUUAUACUACUGAUCCUCUUUUGGGAUAAUGAAAUUGCGAAGGAAUGUUGUUGAUUAUAACUUUUAUUUUUUAAUGUACAGAUGUACUGUCUCUCAUUGAGCACUGAUAGAAUUUAUUUUUCUUUCAAUAGUUUAAAAUCACUUAUGUGGAGACACAUACUUAAGUGUGUUCAACUCGUUUUCUUCCCACAUAUCUAGUGUGACCUUUAAAAACCACAACUUUAUUUUGGACAUUAAAUGUGCAAUAUUCACUACUUAUUCAUUGUUCCACAUUUUUCAUACUUGUACAAAGGGUAAGUUUUUAUAUAAUGGUGAGAAACAGGAAGAAAUGACAACUGGUUAAGUAAAAUUCUGCAAAUAAACUAGAUUCGAAUUUAAUUUA
Molecule: messenger RNA, 13519 nt
Organism: Homo sapiens (human)
Lineage: Eukaryota; Metazoa; Chordata; Mammalia; Primates; Hominidae
Gene: EPG5
Product: ectopic P-granules 5 autophagy tethering factor
Exons: 43
Coding region: 1191-7922 (2243 amino acids)
Cellular component (GO): perinuclear region of cytoplasm; lysosome
Source: RefSeq, a predicted model, not a curated record